Helicoverpa zea (corn earworm) is the source of this 809-nucleotide messenger RNA. It is a transcript of the gene Rpb5, whose product is annotated as DNA-directed RNA polymerases I, II, and III subunit RPABC1. The transcript has 6 exons. Gene Ontology annotation, molecular function: DNA binding; DNA-directed RNA polymerase activity. Bases 145 to 777 code for a protein of 210 amino acids. The record is from RefSeq and is a predicted model, not a curated record. Gene Ontology annotation, biological process: DNA-templated transcription. NCBI's taxonomy places the organism in Eukaryota, Metazoa, Arthropoda, Insecta, Lepidoptera, Noctuidae. Gene Ontology annotation, cellular component: RNA polymerase II, core complex; RNA polymerase III complex; RNA polymerase I complex.
ACUACGAGGUAUCACAGACAAUAAAUAGACAGCGACACUUGUUUCAUGUUAUUGUUGAUCAUACAUUUUAUAUUAAACAGAUUGAAUUAAACUGAUAAAUAGUUAUUAAACUCAAUAAGAAUAUCCAAUAUUUAACUAUUUACCAUGGAUGACGAUGCGGAAACUUAUAAACUUUGGCGUAUCCGUAAAACAGUAAUGCAGUUAUGCCAUGACCGUGGAUACUUGGUAACACAGGAUGAAUUGGAUCAAACGUUGGAGCAGUUCAAAGAGCAAUUUGGUGAUAAACCCAGUGAGAAGAGACCUGCUAGAAGUGAUUUAAUUGUACUAGUAGCCCACAAUGAUGAUCCUACUGAUCAGAUGUUCGUGUUCUUUCCCGAUGAACCCAAAAUUGGUAUCAAAACUAUCAAAACAUAUUGUACGAGGAUGCAGGAAGAAAAUAUUCACAGAGCCAUUGUUGUAGUACAAGCAGGUAUGACGCCAUCAGCAAAACAGUCGCUAGUGGACAUGGCUCCAAAGUACAUUCUGGAGCAGUUCUUGGAGUCAGAGCUGCUGAUCAACAUUACUGAACAUGAGCUGGUGCCGGAACACAUUGUGCUAACACCUGAUGAGAAGGCUGAAUUAUUAACUAGAUAUAAAUUGAAAGAGAACAUGUUGAUGAGGAUACAGGCAGGUGAUCCAGUAGCAAGAUAUUUUGGACUUAAAAGAGGACAGGUGGUGAAGAUCAUUCGGUCAUCAGAAACAGCUGGACGAUACAUUUCAUAUAGAUUAGUAUGUUAGGAUAGAAAAUAAAUAUUAAAUAUUUUCACAUA